AUGGCUUCAUCAUCAGAAACCUUGUCUAAAAAUCUCCCUUUGAAACCAAUCCCAGGAAGCUACGGUCUUCCCAUCAUCGGACCCAUGCACGACAGACACGACUACUUUUACAACCAAGGACGCGACGAAUACUUUGCGUCAAGAGUCAAGAAAUACAACUCCACUGUCAUCAGAGUCAACAUGCCACCAGGUGGUUUCAUCGCACCUGAUCCUAAAGUCAUCGCUCUCCUCGACGGUGUUUCCUUCCCUAUCCUUUUGGAUAACGCGAAAGUCGAAAAACGUGACGUCCUCGAUGGAACUUUCAUGCCUUCCACUAACUUCUUCGGCGGCUACCGCACCUGCGCCUUUCAAGACACCGCAGAACCUUCCCAUAGUCUCCUCAAACGGUUAAUCUUUUUUAUCCUAUCCUCAAAACACAACACCUUUAUACCUCUCUUCAUUACCAACCUCUCUGAACAUUUUACCGAUCUCGAAAAAGAACUCUCCAAACAGGGUAAAGCAAACUUCAACUCCUCCGUCGGAGUCGCCUGUUUCAACUUCCUCUUCAAGUUCAUCACAGACAAAAACCCUACCGAAACAAAAAUCGGUGACUCCGGGCCAACGCUUGUCCAAGUAUGGCUUGCAGCUCAGCUUGCACCGUUGGCCACAGCUGGUCUUCCGAAAAUAUUCAACUACAUCGAAGAUGUUCUCAUCAGAACCCUUCCGAUCCCAGCGUGGACUGUGAAAUCCAGUUACAACAAGCUUUACGACGGUAUAAUGGAAGCAGGAACAUCAGUUUUAGACGAAGCUGAAAAGAUGGGAAUAAAAAGAGAAGAAGCUUGUCACAACCUAGUUUUCACUCUAGGUUUCAACGCUUUCGGUGGUUUAACGAACCAGUUUCCGAUCCUGCUAAAAUGGGUCGGGUUAGGUGGUGCGAGUUUACACAAGAAACUUUCCGACGAAAUCAGAACCGUUGUUAAGGAAGAAAACGGUGUCAAUUUCAGAUCGUUGGAUAGGUUGACUUUGACUAAAUCAGUGGUCUACGAAACGAUGAGGAUUGAACCUGCUGUACCGUAUCAAUACGCGAAAGCGAGGGAGGAUCUGGUGGUGCAGAGUCACGAUGCGUCUUUCGAGAUCAAGAAAGGGGAGAUGAUCUUUGGAUAUCAACCGUUCGCUACUAAAGAUCCUAAGAUAUUUGAGAAACCUGAAGAGUUUGUUGCGGAUAGGUUUGUUGGUGAUGGAGAGAAGAUGUUGAGACACGUGUUCUGGUCCAAUGGACGUGAGACUGAUGAGCCUACACCUGAUGAUAAAAUGUGUCCGGCUAAGGAUCUGGUGGAGCUCCUGUGUAGGGUGUAUUUGGUGGAAUUCUUCUUGCGUUACGAUACUUUUACCUUUGAUUUUAAACCGUCGGUUUUGGGUCCAAGUAUUACUAUCAAGUCACUCACCAAGGCUUCCUCCACCGUCUGA
Messenger RNA from Lathyrus sativus (Indian pea), 1446 nucleotides. The record is from the annotation of a GenBank genome assembly. Lineage: Eukaryota; Viridiplantae; Streptophyta; Magnoliopsida; Fabales; Fabaceae.